Molecule: messenger RNA, 1004 nt
Organism: Cervus elaphus (red deer)
Lineage: Eukaryota; Metazoa; Chordata; Mammalia; Artiodactyla; Cervidae
Gene: LYPD1
Product: LY6/PLAUR domain containing 1
Exons: 3
Coding region: 321-746 (141 amino acids)
Biological process (GO): acetylcholine receptor signaling pathway
Molecular function (GO): acetylcholine receptor inhibitor activity
Source: RefSeq, a predicted model, not a curated record
GGGAGAAGAGAGGAGACUUUUUUGGGUGCUCGGGAUCGCCCGUAGUUCCUUCAUUCUCCGUGGCCAACUCCGGAGACGCCGCGCUCCGCCAGGGAGCUCGAGUCAGAGCAGCGGCGACCCUCAGCCCGGAGCCCCGGCUCGGGCGAUGCGGGCGCCGCCGGCGGCACCUGCGGCUCCUCUCGGCGGCGGCGGUCGCCUCGGCAGCAGCAGAGCGGGCCCCAGCAGCCUCGGCAGCCACCGCCGCUGCGGCCCGGACAGCCUCCGCCGCGGUCGCAGCUUCUGAUGCGCUUGCUCGCUCCCGGCUCCGCGGCUCCGGGAGGAUGUGGGUGCUCGGCGUCGCAGCAACUUUUUGCGGAUUGUUCUUGCUUCAAGGCUUUGCGUUGCAAAUUCAGUGUUACCAGUGUGAAGAAUUCCAGCUGAAUAACGACUGCUCGUCCCCCGAGUUCAUCGUGAAUUGCACGGUAAACGUUCAAGACAUGUGUCAGAAAGAAGUGAUGGAGCAAAGCGCAGGAAUCAUGUACCGCAAGUCGUGUGCGUCAUCGGCAGCCUGCCUCAUCGCCUCAGCUGGGUACCAGUCCUUCUGCUCCCCAGGGAAACUGAACUCUGUGUGCAUCAGCUGCUGCAACACCCCUCUUUGCAACGGGCCCCGGCCCAAGAAAAGGAGCAGUUCCACCUCGGCCCUUCGGCCAUGGCUUCCCAGCACCAUCUUGCUCCUCAAGAUAGCCCUUUUCUUGGCACACUGCUGAAGGCGGAAGGAGAUGUCAGCCCCUCCUGCAUUGUUCUUCCGGCCUGCCCUCCCCUGCUCCCCGAGAUUCUUCUGGGUGUCCUUUUAUUCUGGGUAGGGAGGGGAAUCUGUUCUUUUAGUUCCUUUGGAAACAGAGAGCUCAGUGUAAAAAAAAAACAAAAAAAAAGGGAAAGAAAAUCCUUGUGAGCUCUGAAUACAUAGAGCUUGAAUUUUUGGUGUGUCCUUGAAGGAAGGAAGGAGGUGGGAUGCACAUUGGCCC